This is a messenger RNA of Sphaerodactylus townsendi, 1726 nucleotides long. It is a transcript of the gene TRAPPC2, whose product is annotated as trafficking protein particle complex subunit 2. NCBI's taxonomy places the organism in Eukaryota, Metazoa, Chordata, Lepidosauria, Squamata, Sphaerodactylidae. The transcript is spliced from 5 exons. The record is from RefSeq and is a predicted model, not a curated record. The coding region runs from base 154 to 576 and encodes 140 amino acids. Gene Ontology annotation, biological process: endoplasmic reticulum to Golgi vesicle-mediated transport. Gene Ontology annotation, cellular component: TRAPP complex; cytoplasm; nucleus.
GCGAGAACUCUCGAUUUCCAACCUCUUUCGCAGGCCUCUUUUCGGCUCCCGCGUCGGUUUGUUUGGGUGCUUCGCCGGGCGUCGUGACGACAUCAAAGCGCGCCUAAUGUUUUAGGUGGCGGACGAAGGAGAAAAACGAGAAAAGGCAAUAUCAUGUCUGGAAGCUUCUACUUCGUAAUUGUGGGCCAUCAUGAUAACCCAGUGUUUGAAAUGGAAUUUUUACCAGCUGGUAAACUGGAAUCUAAGGAUGACCAUCGCCAUCUCAAUCAAUUCAUAGCUCAUGCAGCUCUUGAUCUAGUAGAUGAGAAUAUGUGGCUGUCUAAUAAUAUGUAUUUGAAGACUGUGGACAAAUUUAACGAAUGGUUUGUUUCUGCAUUUGUCACUGCAGGACAUAUGAGAUUUAUAAUACUUCAUGAUGUCAGGCAAGAAGAUGGAAUCAAAAACUUCUUUAGUGAUGUCUACGACUUGUAUAUAAAGUUUGCAAUGAAUCCAUUUUACGAACCCAAUUCUCCCAUUCGAUCAACUGCAUUUGACAGAAAAGUUCAGUUUCUUGGGAAGAAACAUCUCUUAAGUUGAACAGUGACUGAUUCAAAUAGCUCACUUGACUUUUUCCUGAACCUGCUACUCUCAAGAAGUUUAAAAACAUUGAACAUUUGGGAAAACCAGAACACAACUUCAAGAGUUCAGACAUUGCUAAUUAAUUGUAAUUGGUUCAAAUAUGUAAUAUUGUACUUCUGUCAAAACAUGAAUAUAAUGUUGCUAGCUAGCUUCCUCUUUCACCACUUUAUCUGAAGUCAGAGCAUAUAAAUUUUUGUGGUUAUUGGUAAGCGUCAGUAUGAAGAAAUCCACUACCUGUCUAUCCCUAAAAGCUUCAGUUGAAAUUUGACAAGAUGAACCAGGUUUAGAACCUUGCAUGGAAAGAAAAACAGGGAGGAAAGGGAGAAAAAUAUACCUAUUGACUUGGAAACAAGUCUCUUAUUAAUUAAAAUCAGUUGUUUCUAAAGAAAUUCUUAGAAUACCACAUUGACCAGAAAGUCAUUGCCAUAAUUUCCACAAGGGCGAAUGGCCGUUAACGGAAAGCAUAAGGCAUCACACGCACCUUGUAUAUGAAAAUAUCUAAACUUUUAUGUAGUAAGAUGCUGCAACUCAGGUGUUCUUUAAACUCAAGUUGCUCAUUUAAGCUUAAGGUCAAUUUUCUCUAACUGCCAUGUCUAAAAUAAUACAGUGAGUCCAAUACAACUAAGUUAAAUAUUUGUAAACUCCACUGAUUUCUAGUACAGUUGAGUCUGAGGGUGCUAUUCUAAAUAGUUACUUCUCUGAGGUAUCAAAAAAUAGCCAUAGGUUUGGAUCCAUCAGAACUUCCAUGGAUGGAGGAAUUUCUACCUGCAGAUCUGUCAUAUUCCUGCCAGCCACAGCCCAAAAUGUCUCCAAUGGGCAGGUGGGUAGUUACACUCUGCAGGUGAAAAUCCUUCCAUUUGUGAAAAUAUUAAUGUGGAAGCAAACCUGUACCUGCAGACUAAAGAAAGGCCAAAAUAGUUUAGAUUUGACUAAAACAAACUUGUUCAUAUUGUAUGUAGAACUUAAGCACGUGCUUCAGUUCACUGGUAUUUCAUUCUCUUUAAGUUGUAGUAUUUCAUUGUAUGAAUUUAUUGUUCAGAAUGACAAAACAUAAAUUUGUUAUAAAGAGGUUGCAUUAACAUUCCCAAAUAAAAGUAUUAUAACAUGA